This is a messenger RNA of Daucus carota subsp. sativus, 1934 nucleotides long. RefSeq names its product protein DETOXIFICATION 40. The record is from RefSeq and is a predicted model, not a curated record. Gene Ontology annotation, molecular function: xenobiotic transmembrane transporter activity; antiporter activity. Lineage: Eukaryota; Viridiplantae; Streptophyta; Magnoliopsida; Apiales; Apiaceae. Gene Ontology annotation, cellular component: membrane. The transcript is spliced from 7 exons. Gene Ontology annotation, biological process: xenobiotic detoxification by transmembrane export across the plasma membrane. Bases 155 to 1708 code for a protein of 517 amino acids.
GUUCAAAAUGCUUCAAUAAUGUAGAAUUUACCUGACAUGUGCAAGUCACGGACUCGCCUGGGAACAAUCAUUUGCCUCCAAUUUUCAAGGAUCCAAUAUAUAAGCACAUUGCUCUCCAGUGUUCAUCAGCACUGUCCGGGCUAGUCCAAGUAUAAUGGAGAUAUCGGAGACUGGCACGUAUAAGCUCAUAUCGUCGAUUGAUCAGACAACGACGAUACUGACAUUGAGAUCGUCAGAGAAGCUUGAUGCUGAGUCGAGCAGUGAAUUAGAACGUAUACUAUCAGUGGGUGAUGCACCGUUGUUUGAGAGAUUCGUGUCUGCGACAUGGAUAGAACUGAGGCUGUUGUUUAACUUGGCAGCUCCAGCAAUCAUAUGUUACAUGAUCAACUAUGUCAUGUCCAUGUCUACGCAAGUGUUUGCAGGGCAUAUUGGCAAUCUUGAGCUUGCGGCAGCCUCUCUUGGCAACAAUGGCAUUCAAACGUUUGCCUACGGUCUCUUGAUAGGAAUGGGCAGCGCGGUUGAAACGCUAUGUGGACAAGCAUAUGGCGCGCACAAAUAUGAAAUGCUAGGCAUUUAUCUGCAGAGAUCAUUCAUCCUCCUCACUCUAACUAGUGUCCUCCUCACAGUCCUUUAUGUUUUCUCCAAGCCAUUCCUUAUAUUACUUGGUGAAACGGAAGAGAUAGCUUCUGCUGCUGCAGUCUUCAUCUUUGGCCUCAUUCCUCAGAUUUUCGCAUAUGCAAUAAACUUUCCUAUACAAAAGUUUCUGCAAGCUCAGAGCAUUGUGAAACCAAGUGCAUAUAUAUCGGCAGCUACACUAGUCCUGCAUCUUGUUUUAACUUACAUUACUAUAUACAAGUUUGGAUUUGGAUUAUUGGGGUCAUCACUCGUGCUGAGCUUUUCUUGGUGGGUAGUUGUAGUUGGCCAGAUUAUUUAUAUAUUGAAGAGUCCAUUGUGUGAGCAUACAUGGACCGGGUUCAGCACAAAAGCAUUUCGGGGGCUUUGGUCCUUCUUUAAGCUAUCAGCUGCUUCUGCAGUUAUGCUGUGCUUAGAGGUGUGGUAUUUUCAGAUUCUGGUUCUGCUGGCUGGCCUGCUUAAACGACCUGAGCUAGCUCUGGAUUCUCUUGCUAUUUGCACUACAAUAAAUGGAUGGGUAUUUACAAUCUCAUGCGGAUUUAAUGCAGCAGCUAGCGUGAGAGUUUCGAAUGAGCUUGGAGCUGGACAUCCAAAGACAGCAGCAUUUUCAGUAGUCAUAGUGAACAUGGUUUCUUUUCUCAUAAAUGUCAUAGCUGCAAUAGUGGUGCUACUAUUGCGCGAUUCUAUAAGCUAUGCAUUCACAGAUGGUGAACAUGUUGCUAUUGCUGUAUCAGAACUUUGCCCCCUUCUGGCCACUGGCCUCAUUCUCAAUGGAAUCCAACCCGUCUUGUCAGGUGUGGCUGUUGGAUGCGGAUGGCAAGCGUUUGUGGCAUAUGUAAAUGUGGGAUGCUAUUACGCAGUUGGUAUCCCACUAGGCGUUUUACUUGGUUUUUACUACGAUUUGGGUGCUAAGGGAAUAUGGUCCGGGAUGAUUGGUGGAACAACAAUGCAAACUCUUAUACUGAUAUGGGCUACAUACCAGACAGACUGGGAAAAAGAGGUGGAUGUAGCUAAAAAGAGAUUGGAUAAAUGGGAUAAUAGGAACAAUAAAGAACCUCUUUUGCUCAAAGAUUAGAGGAAGCUGCAUAAUUUAUAUACACAUCCAUAUAUGCUUGUUCUUCAGUUGGCAUAUCAAUGUGAUCUGGCUUACUUUGUCACACCCAUAUGGCCUCUGGUUGUAGAGCAGUAGCCGGAGCUAGAAAAAUCUGUCAUAUCAUUUAGGUGUAUUUCUCGAAAACUUGCAAGCAAAUAUCUAUACUUUGGAAUUUCAUAAUAAAAAUUCUAAUAAUUUGGAUUCCACA